AUGAAGACCAACGCCCUCAUUUCCCUACUUGGCCUGUCCGGAAGUGCCCUGGGCGCAGCUAUGGACAAGGGCCAUCAUGAGCCCUUUGGCUACAAAUCCGGCUCGAAGGAGUCGAUUGCUAACAUGAAGGACAAGGUCGAGAACGUUGUCUGGAUCCUGCUGGAGAACCGCGGAUUUGACAAUAUCUUGGGUGGAGUGAAGAAGAAAGGGCUGGACAACGUCGUCAACAAUGGCCCUUUCUGGAACCCCGAAAGAGUCAACGACACUAGCAGCAAGAAGUGGCCUAGCCAGUAUAAGAAUUACGACUCGGUUCUCCAUGAUCCCGACCAUACAGUGACUGGUGUCAACUUUGAGCUUUACGGUUCUUACAGUCCUGACAAUGAGGCCAUCGCCAACGGCUCUUUGACUCCCAACCUGGAGGGCUUUGUCAACCGCCAAAUGCUGCGCUACCCCAGUAUCUCCGCCCAGCGAGCCACAGACGAAGUCAUGGGAUAUUACUCUGAAGACCAGAUCCCCACUCUCGUUGACCUGGUUGAUGAGUUUACCACUUUCAACUAUUGGCACUCGUGUGUUCCUGGUCCCACCAAUCCCAACCGUCUCUGCGCCGUCUCAGGUAUCACCGAUGGACAUGGUAAAAACGACAAGAGCUUCGAUGUCUCCAGCAUAGACGCCACCAGCAUCUUCCAAGUUGCCUCAGAGAAAGGCAUCUCCUGGCUGAACUAUGACGGCACCAACGGCGCCUUCAACCCUGACUCCAUGUUCUUCGACUGGACCACCAGAAACGCCAAGAGCAACGUCGUCCCGCUCGAGAACUUCUAUCAAGACGCUUAUCUCGGUCUCCUGCCCCAGCUGUCAUAUAUCAACCCGUCCUGCUGCGGCCUGAACACGAACUCCAUGCACCCUGCCGGAAAUGUCUCCUUCGGCCAGGUUCUCUUGAAACAAGUCUACGACGCCGUCCGCACUGGCCCUCAGUGGGACAAGACCCUCCUACUCAUCAGCUUUGACGAGACAGGUGGAUUCUUCGACCAUGUCGCGCCCCUACUGGCCGUCCGCCCAGACAACAAGACCUACACUGAGACUGCUUUCGAUGGCAGCAAGUAUACACUCAAUUUCGAUCGCCUGGGCGGUCGUAUGCCCACUUGGUUGGUUUCUCCUUAUACCCCUCGUGGCCACAUCGAAAAUUUCGGCACCGAUCCCGUCACUGGUGAAUCUUCCUCAUAUAGCGCUACCUCCGUGUUAAAGACGCUUGGCUACUUGUGGGAUUUGGAGGAUAUGAGUCCCCGUGUGGAGCAUUCGCCUGCCUUUGAUCAUCUUAUUGGCCCGAAGGCGCGCUCUUUCACACCGGCUACUCUCAAGAACCCUCACACGUUCCCCGAUGCUAUUUAA
Penicillium paradoxum is the source of this 1386-nucleotide messenger RNA. Its product is annotated as putative phosphatidylglycerol specific phospholipase C. Gene Ontology annotation, molecular function: hydrolase activity, acting on ester bonds. The transcript has 2 exons. Bases 1 to 1386 code for a protein of 461 amino acids. NCBI's taxonomy places the organism in Eukaryota, Fungi, Ascomycota, Eurotiomycetes, Eurotiales, Aspergillaceae. The record is from RefSeq and is a predicted model, not a curated record. Gene Ontology annotation, biological process: phospholipid catabolic process.